GCGCCUGCGCGAGGGAGGGAUGCGGGCAAACGCGCGCGCGCGCGGCGGGGGCGGGCUUUACAGAGCACGGAGCUGCCGCAGCGGAGCCGGACGUGUCCGCGAAGAUGGCGGGCCGGAGUAUGCAAGCUGCGAGAUGUCCUACAGAUGAAUUAUCUUUAACCAACUGUGCAGUUGUGAAUGAAAAAGAUUUCCAGUCUGGCCAGCACGUGAUUGUGAGGACCUCUCCCAACCACAGGUACACCUUUACCCUGAGGACCCACCCAUCAGUAGUUCCAGGGAGCAUUGCAUUCAGCUUACCACAGCGAAAAUGGGCUGGACUUUCUAUUGGGCAAGAAAUAGAAGUGUCCUUAUAUUCAUUUGACAAAACCAAACAAUGUAUUGGCACAACGACCAUCGAGAUUGAUUUCCUGCAGAAAAAAAGCAUUGACUCCAACCCUUAUGAUACCGACAAGAUGGCAGCAGAAUUUAUCCAACAAUUCAACAACCAGGCAUUCUCAGUGGGACAACAGCUUGUGUUUAGCUUCAACGAAAAGCUGUUUGGCUUGCUGGUGAAAGACAUUGAAGCUAUGGAUCCUAGCAUCCUGAAGGGAGAGCCUGCAACAGGGAAAAGACAGAAGAUUGAAGUAGGACUGGUUGUUGGAAACAGUCAAGUUGCAUUUGAAAAAGCAGAAAAUUCAUCACUCAAUCUUAUUGGCAAAGCUAAAACUAAAGAAAAUCGCCAGUCUAUCAUCAAUCCUGACUGGAACUUUGAAAAAAUGGGAAUAGGAGGUCUGGACAAGGAAUUUUCAGAUAUUUUUCGACGAGCAUUUGCUUCCCGAGUGUUUCCUCCAGAGAUUGUGGAGCAGAUGGGUUGCAAACACGUUAAAGGCAUCCUGUUGUAUGGGCCCCCAGGUUGUGGUAAGACUCUCUUGGCUCGACAGAUCGGCAAGAUGUUGAAUGCAAGAGAGCCCAAAGUGGUCAAUGGGCCGGAAAUCCUUAACAAAUAUGUGGGAGAAUCAGAGGCUAACAUUCGCAAACUCUUUGCUGAUGCUGAAGAGGAGCAAAGGAGGCUUGGUGCUAACAGUGGUUUGCACAUCAUCAUCUUUGAUGAAAUCGAUGCCAUCUGCAAGCAGAGAGGGAGCAUGGCUGGUAGCACGGGAGUGCAUGACACAGUCGUCAACCAGUUGCUGUCCAAAAUUGACGGGGUAGAGCAACUGAACAACAUCUUAGUCAUUGGAAUGACCAACAGACCAGAUCUGAUAGACGAGGCUCUCCUUCGACCUGGGAGACUGGAAGUUAAAAUGGAAAUAGGCUUACCAGAUGAGAAAGGUCGACUCCAGAUCCUUCACAUCCACACAGCCAGGAUGCGAGGGCAUCAGUUACUCUCUGCUGAUGUCGACAUUAAAGAACUGGCUGUGGAGACCAAGAACUUCAGCGGUGCUGAACUGGAGGGCCUGGUGCGAGCUGCCCAGUCCACUGCUAUGAACAGACACAUCAAGGCCAGUACUAAAGUCGAAGUGGACAUGGAGAAAGCAGAGAGCCUGCAGGUGACAAGAGGAGACUUCCUCGCUUCUUUGGAGAAUGAUAUCAAACCAGCAUUUGGCACAAACCAAGAAGACUAUGCGAGUUACAUUAUGAAUGGAAUCAUCAAAUGGGGUGACCCAGUCACUCGAGUUCUUGAAGAUGGGGAGCUGCUGGUUCAGCAGACUAAGAACAGUGACCGCACACCAUUGGUUAGCGUCCUUUUGGAAGGCCCUCCUCACAGUGGAAAGACUGCCUUAGCUGCAAAGAUUGCAGAGGAAUCCAACUUCCCCUUCAUCAAGAUCUGUUCCCCUGAUAAGAUGAUUGGCUUUUCUGAGACAGCCAAGUGUCAGGCCAUGAAAAAGAUCUUUGAUGAUGCAUACAAAUCCCAGCUCAGUUGUGUAGUCGUGGAUGACAUUGAAAGACUGCUUGAUUAUGUCCCUAUUGGCCCUCGAUUUUCUAACCUGGUGUUACAGGCUCUUCUUGUGUUGCUGAAAAAGGCUCCUCCUCAGGGCCGCAAGCUUCUGAUCAUUGGGACCACGAGCCGCAAAGAUGUCCUUCAGGAGAUGGAAAUGCUCCAUGCUUUCAGCACCACCAUCCACGUGCCCAACAUCGCCACGGGAGAGCAGCUGUUGGAAGCUUUGGAGCUUUUGGGCAACUUCAAGGAUAAGGAACGUACCACAAUUGCACAGCAAGUAAAAGGGAAGACGGUCUGGAUAGGAAUCAAGAAGUUACUAAUGUUGAUUGAAAUGUCCCUACAGAUGGAUCCUGAAUACCGUGUGAGGAAAUUCUUGGCUCUCUUAAGAGAAGAAGGAACUAGCCCCCAUGACUUUGAAAAUGGACUGUUUGCACAGUGACCAAGGGAAGUGACCAAGGUAAAGGUGGCCUGGGAUCUUCACUAGAUUUACUCAAGAUACUGGACGAAGUGAAAGGUUCCCUACCUUCAGCACGUGCUCACUCUGCAUGAUUAGUGCAAUAAAACGCCCUUCCUUGUGCUUACUGAGACAUUCUGUUUUGUGGAAGGUACAAAUUUGCUUUAGAAUGCUGUGCUUACCUUUCUGUGCAAGCUAAGCUGAUUCCUUCUCCUCAGUCGUUAAGUGUGGGAGAUGUACUGUAUUUGUGAACACUACACGUGUUAAGCCCCCUAUCACCACCACCCAAAACCUCUCAAUAAAUGUCAUGAUGUCGCAAGACAACACGUGGCCUGUUAGAAGGAAGACUUCCUACAAGUAAACCAGGAACAGUGACUAGAGGUAUGGGCUCAAAGGGGUUAUCUUACACUUCCCUGUGCUAACACUGCAGGGAAAGGUCCUCCCAUAAAGCUACUGGUUACCUUUGCCUGAAAAACAGGGCUUGGCGUUUCUAAGAUGCUGUUCUCAAUCAUUUUCAGAGAUGUUUCCAAGUUGCAAUCAGGAGAUCUUUCUUAAUAGAAAGUCAGGUUAUUAGUGUGUUGGCUGUGACAUCCCCUUAAUGUAACUAAUUUGCUCUGCGGUAAGAGAUAUGCUAAUCAUUACCACUCGUUAGAUGUUGUUAAAAACUUGUGGAAGUAUGUAUGAAGCAAGCGUACACCCCUAAAAAGAAAGGAGUCAUUAAAAUAAUUUACAAAUCUCUCAACACUAAUUAGUGUCCAACUCUAAAUGGGUCAGUUCCUUAGUAUAUUAAAGGCUUAUUAGCAUCACCACUUUUCUUUUUUCCUUAGCUUAAUUACUUACUGAAAACAUAUCCUGUAUUUUAAAUUAGCUGUACUAUCUUGCAUCUAAAUAAAACACGAUUCUGCAGAAAAAAAUAAUCCACUUUCCAGCCCUCUCCCCUCAGCCCUUUACCGUCCAUUCCAGUACAUUGAAGACAUUCCCUUUCCCCUCUGCACGUUUCUUCCAAAGGGAGAGGACGGGUGGCUUGUCUUAUAACUGAGUUAAAAGGAAUUUAAAUAGGUCAUCCUGUUUGGUGAUGAGAGUGAGGGCACAGGCCACUCUCUCCCCACUGCUGCUGUAAAUGUGAAGACACGCAGCCGGGAGCCAUCACGUGUGCUUAGCGCUGCCCGUGACGCUGUGGCCACAGUGGCACUUGGGUGUAGCUCUAUCAUCUGUCCCCGUGGUAGAAGCCUCCUGUAUAUUUUUCGUAGACCUGUACGUCAUAUCUACUUUGUUUCAGGUUUUUAUCCCUCGCUUAUUCUGUGGCUUUUCCAAAAGUGGGUUGUAUUGUGAAAUUCUGUGAUUCCCAGCAGCCAGUAUCCUGGACUCCCUUCCCUGUUUUAGAUCUUGGCGCUUUUCUCUUCCCGGGAAAGCAGCACACACUGUAUUAAUUUAUGUCUCUUAUUAAAUGAGGUUAAUGUCUUUGUGUUUUGUCCAAAACUAUAUUGAAAAAUUUAAAUAUUAUAUUGUUUAAUGCAAAUGAAGGAAUGCAAUAAAGAGUAUAUAUAUACUUGAAAA
This is a messenger RNA of Hipposideros armiger (great roundleaf bat), 3929 nucleotides long. RefSeq names its product N-ethylmaleimide sensitive factor, vesicle fusing ATPase (gene NSF). The transcript is spliced from 21 exons. NCBI's taxonomy places the organism in Eukaryota, Metazoa, Chordata, Mammalia, Chiroptera, Hipposideridae. The record is from RefSeq and is a predicted model, not a curated record. Bases 105 to 2357 code for a protein of 750 amino acids. Gene Ontology annotation, biological process: intra-Golgi vesicle-mediated transport; Golgi to plasma membrane protein transport; SNARE complex disassembly. Gene Ontology annotation, molecular function: ATP binding; ATP hydrolysis activity. Gene Ontology annotation, cellular component: Golgi stack.